This is a messenger RNA of Sinocyclocheilus rhinocerous, 694 nucleotides long. RefSeq names its product complement C1q tumor necrosis factor-related protein 4-like. Bases 1 to 585 code for a protein of 194 amino acids. The record is from RefSeq and is a predicted model, not a curated record. The transcript is spliced from 2 exons. NCBI's taxonomy places the organism in Eukaryota, Metazoa, Chordata, Actinopteri, Cypriniformes, Cyprinidae. Gene Ontology annotation, molecular function: protein binding.
AUGAAGUCUCUUCAGAUACUAAGACCAGGAUAUCUCAAUAACCACCUAUCUCCUCCAGGCCUCCAUCUUCCAGGUUGUCCUCCCCCUGUAGAUGCCUAUUAUGAUUGGAGAAGAAGAGCAACCAUUGAGGAACCACGUUCUGCAUUUUCAGUGGCAAGAACUAGAUCAGCGCUGGGAGAAAGCAGAGGGCGUCGUGAAAGAGAAGCUCUCACGUUUGACGUAGAGUAUGUGAACAUUGGUGGCCAUUUUAACAAAACAUCCGGACAUUUUACCUGCCACUUCCCCGGUGCGUAUUACUUUGCAUUUACUGUGGGAAAGCACCCUCGUCGAGCGGUUUCAGUGAAGCUGAUGACGGGCAGAGGCGAGGUGCUGGCCAUGGUGUUCGACGAGGACAUGUCGCGGCGGAGAGAGAUGCAGAGUCAGAGUUUGCUGUUGUCACUGGAAAGAGGAGACAGUGUCUGGCUGUACAGUCAGCAGGAUGACGGAUAUGCCGUUUACAGCAACCAGGGAAGAUAUACGACCUUCUCUGGUUUCCUGGUCUACCCUGACGGCGAAUUCAUGAACAUAGACAGAACUUUCCCUUGAGAACCAAAGCCAGCAACAGUACUGAUUAAUUCAUAGUUUAGUUUUUGUACUAAAUUAGUUUUUUUUGUUUUUUUGUACCUCUUAACAUAGUACUAUUGUUAUGUGCUUC